ACGCGUAUAUAUAAAUCAAAACAAUCGCGUGUUUGUGUUAUUACAGCAAAACGAUUCGUGUCGAUCGCCUGCCGGACGGCCGAAAACUAUACGCGGCUGACGUACGCCGUUCGGAAGAAGACGUAUGGCAAACAGCUAUCGCCAUAGUUGUCCCUCGGCACAGACGUCUAACCGUUCGUCCGACAACGGCCGGGAUGACUACCGUCCGAAAUAUCAGUUGUCGGAAGUCGAUCAUUGCGGGCUACACGGCGGUCACGGCGGAUACUUGUCGCUCGUCGUGAGCUGGCUGCAGCGGGCGUUCUGCUGCCACCGCGAAGUCGGGAGGCCGACGGAUCCGCGACCCGCACGGGUCCGAUUUCCCAAAAAACUUGUCGUUUUCGUGGAGCGCGACCGCAAAGGCAACGUUUACGCCGUCCUGGAAAAGCCUUCGUCGUCUCUGCAGUCGCCGAAAACGCACGUCCGCGAUAAUGUCACCGAUAUUUUAACACGCCUUUAUGGGUCUCCAACGCUCGUUGCGUACACACAACAGCGGUUGAUGGCGGUGGCGGCGACGACGACAAUACCGACUGCGACGACGACCCCUUUUUGGAUGGCCCUUGUUUGCGGUCUGCCGUUUCACGGGGUUCAGACCGAACGACAGGCCGCGUGUUAAACGGCUAAUAAUGUAAUGACUCAAAGGCACGCCACCCCAUUCAUCACCUGCCGCCACCGCUGCUACCAUUGGAGACUGAAGCAUACUUGUACACUUCAAUUCGCAUUUUUGUACCUAAUUUAAUAUAGAACUAUGCGUGCUUUUAUAUUAAAAAAAAAAAAAUCAAAGUGGUGACGACAGCUUUUAACGCCGGUUUUGGUGUACGUACAAUUUAUAGUCGAACGGAUUUUCGUAACGACGAUACGAUGUUAUUCUAAACAGUACCUUAGCAUGGUUACCGCCUAUAGCCCUAUGGUUUCGUAAAUAUUAGCCAGGUGGGUUACGGCGACGGUUCACAGUUAAAUACCAAACUGAGGAAGUUAUAUAUAUAUAUUAAAAUAAAAACAGAUUAUUUUAUAUAUUUCAACGUUUUUUUUUUUAGAAAUAAUAAAAUUAACAAGUGUCAAA
This is a messenger RNA of Aphis gossypii (cotton aphid), 1099 nucleotides long. RefSeq lists its product as uncharacterized. Bases 125 to 652 code for a protein of 175 amino acids. The record is from RefSeq and is a predicted model, not a curated record. NCBI's taxonomy places the organism in Eukaryota, Metazoa, Arthropoda, Insecta, Hemiptera, Aphididae. The transcript has 2 exons.